CCCCCGUUUAGUCAGUCAGCGGCGGAGAGUCGCAGCCAGUGUGGCAGCUGGGAAUGUGGGGGUUUCACCACAGACCGCUAUUUUCAGGACUGGGAACCGUAGCUGGACUGGCCAGGGAGAUACUCUGCCCACGGCUUUGCUCUAGCCAGCACGCCGGCUUCAUUUGAAGCCCAAAAGAGGCGACCUGCGUUUUACCGUCCGGGGAGUCGGUGUUCACGGACCGCACGGACCGCCGCUGGUGGCUCACUGCAGGGCUGCAUGCUCGAGGGGAACCAUCCGGAGCACCGCGUUUGUUCCGCCGGUCUGUGCACGUAGGCUAACACCUCACCUCCUGCCUGGUGUGUCCGGUUAACAUGCAGUGAAGUGUCGCCCGUUUAGUGAGUAAAAUCUGCAUGUGUCCCGGUGUGAACCGCUCGGUUAGAUGUGUCUGUUUCACCGCUACCAAACCUCUCACACCAACGACGAUGGACUGAGAUCUGCGGCGGGGGCGAGCGACACACAACCUGCCGCGAUUUCCUGCAUGUAAAUAAAUAAAUGAUAGAGGAUACAAUGACCCUGCUGUCUCUGUUAGGUCGGAUCAUGCGUUAUUUUCUGCUCAGACCGGAGACCUUGUUCCUGCUGUGCAUCAGCCUGGCUCUGUGGAGUUACUUCUUCCACACGGAUGAAGUGAAGACCAUCGUCAAGUCCAGCCGGGAUGCGGUCAAGAUGGUCAAGGGGAAAGUGGCGGAGAUGAUGCAGAACGAGCGGUUCGGCGGGCUGGACGUCCUGGACGCGGAGUUCUCCAAGACCUGGGAGUUCAAGAGCAACAAUGUGGCCGUGUACUCCAUCCAAGGCCGGCGAGACCACAUGGAGGACAGGUUCGAGGUGCUCACCGACAUCGUCAACAAGAGCCACCCGUCUAUAUUUGGGAUCUUUGACGGCCAUGGAGGAGAGGCUGCUGCUGACUUUGCCAAGGCCCACCUGCCUGAGGCGCUCCGCCAGCAGCUACUGACCUAUGAACGGGAGCGAGAGCGCGACAGAGAAAAAGACAAGGAGAAAGAUGAAAAAAAGGAGCGGGGUGGCCCAUCCUAUCCCUCCAUCCUGGAGCAGCAGAUCCUGAAUUUGGACAGUGAAAUGCUGGACAAGCUCUCUGCCACGUACAAUGAAGCAGGUACUACGUGUCUGGUGGCCCUGCUGUCCGACAAGGAGUUGACAGUGGCCAACGUCGGAGAUUCACGUGGAGUUCUCUGCGAUAAGGACGGCAACGCCAUUCCCCUGUCGCAUGACCACAAACCCUACCAGCUCAAAGAACGCAAGAGGAUCAAAAAGGCUGGUGGCUUCAUCAGCUUCAAUGGCUCGUGGCGCGUCCAGGGAAUCUUGGCCAUGUCCCGUUCCCUGGGCGAUUACCCCCUGAAGAACCUCAACGUGGUCAUUCCCGAUCCAGACAUCAUGUCGUUCGACCUGAACAAGCUGCAGCCAGAGUUCAUGAUCCUGGCGUCGGACGGCCUGUGGGACACCUUCAGCAACGAGGAGGCGGUUCGCUUCAUCAGGGAACGACUGGGUGAGCCUCAUUUUGGCGCCAAGAGCAUCGUCCUCCAGUCCUUCUACCGUGGUUGCCCUGACAACAUCACCGUCAUGGUGGUCAAGUUUAAAGGCAAGGCCAGCGAGCAAUAGACCACCCAUCCACAACACACAGUAUCUAUAUAAGUAAGAGUAAGAUAGGCUUAAGAUGAAAGAUUUAAAAACUGAGCCCGCAACUUUUUGAGCGAGAACUAUUUCUAUCACAGAUAUUUACAGACGUUAGUGCAUCAAACCACGCCACGCCUCCCCCUCCUCUACUUUUACUGCUGUAAAAGUGACACUCGUAAGAAAACGUCUUUCAUUUAGGCUUAGCCAUUUUUGUUCUGAUACCGUAAUGCAAGCUGGGUCACUGUUAUGCAAAUAAACAGAUUUAGCUUUGUGCAGCUAUGGGUAUGCCCAUGUGUCUGCACCAAUAUUUGUGUGUGUGUGUGUGUGUGUGUGUGUGCGUGUGUGCGUGUGUGCGCGUGUGUGUGUGUUUCUUCCCACACGCGCGUGCGCGUGUGUGGGAAGAAACAGUGAUAGAUGUCACGUUAACCAAUUCAUUGUCUAGCCAAUAAUGAGAAAUUUAAAAUAUACAAGCUAGCAUGAAGUUUCACUUCCACAUUAUUUCAAAGGUGAUGUCUAUCACUCAGAGUCUAUGUGACCACUAAUUUUUAUAUUCUUAGUUUCCUAACUGUGUGUUUCCACAACAUUUAAUUGUACUGACGUCUACCGGGAGACUGCACUGAAUUUAUUUUUGUUUUAUUUAGUCCUGGAUCAAACACACAUCACUGGUGCAAAUAUGAAUUUAUUCCCUUUACACAUGAACAACACAAAUGAUAAUGUGCAUACGCCUGUUCAAAUCUCAUCACUCACAUUGUACAGCAAUAGAACCAACCACAGUGGUCACACCACACGUGCUGAACGUGGGAAUUCUCGAUGUAAGAAUUUUGUCUUGAAUUUUAUACGUUUAGAUGUUGAAUGUCUUAGUUCACUUAAAAUGAUUGCUGUUAGUUUCUGUACUGAUAAAGUCUCAUUUCUCUUCUGAUUCUCUGAUUCUUUAGACUCUAAUUUGAUCCCCCUCUUUUCAGAAUCCAUGCAACUACUGAUAAUGUAAUAACUGUUGGAUAAUGCAGCAGGUUGUCAAAGCAAAUCUCACUUUAGAUGGGUUUAAAAUGUAAAACAACUGUUCAAAGCAAUACCUUGUGGUGACAACGUAAUAUUUUACUGUCACUGGAGCUGCUAAUUAUUAUUUUACAAGGUUUGUCACGUCAAUUGAAAAUAAAAUAACUAUUGAUUUAAACUUGUAUGGUAAUAAUUGAGUUAUCAUGUGAGAUUUACAGCCCUUUUAGUAGGCUUCUUUUUUUUUACAUAUUGACACGCUAUUCCUUUAUCUGACUUUUCUUACAUUAUCAUUUCAUAAGUGUACAUGAAAUACACAGCACAUGUACUGAAAUCGACACCUUAUUGUCACAGUGUCAUCUGUUAAUGCCUUGUCGUCUUCAUCCUGAUCACACAUGACUUUUCCCUGAACUGUAACUGAAAAUGUAACAAGCCUUUGAAUGAAAACGAGUUAUUGUUGCCUUAUUUUUUUAACUGUUAAUUUCCCGUUAUGAAGUCUGCUGCCAAAACUACUUCUCGGGUGUUAAUGUAACGCAGUCGAUCAUGCCAUGCACACUGCACGACUUCGGUGUCACACCUUGUUAACUCACAUGUAGAAUAUCAUCGUCGUAAGAGAUGUCUCCGAGAGACGUGGAAUUGUAAGAUGAAUGUACAUACUGUCCUCAUGUUAGUAUCAGCCCUCUACUGUUUAUACAGCAAUGAAGAAAGCAAUGCGCCUGUUCCUGGAUUGUUUAACUUCAGAGAUAUAUAUCAGAUAAAACUGUUUGUGCUUUUUCUGUUCACAUUCUUCCUUGAUAAUGUACCUUACAGAGUGUUUAUGUGGCAUUUGUACUUGUUUUUGUUGACUUUAAUAAACUGUAAAAAAAAAAAAAAAAAAUUAAAUAAAAGAAUUCUGAAAUUUUAAAAUGUAAAUCAAAAAGGUAACAUUAAAAUGAUAAAUGAUCA
Messenger RNA from Epinephelus fuscoguttatus (brown-marbled grouper), 3606 nucleotides. It is a transcript of the gene ppm1lb, whose product is annotated as protein phosphatase, Mg2+/Mn2+ dependent, 1Lb. Gene Ontology annotation, molecular function: cation binding; protein serine/threonine phosphatase activity. The transcript has 4 exons. The record is from RefSeq and is a predicted model, not a curated record. Gene Ontology annotation, biological process: protein dephosphorylation. Lineage: Eukaryota; Metazoa; Chordata; Actinopteri; Perciformes; Serranidae. Bases 535 to 1653 code for a protein of 372 amino acids.